Messenger RNA from Lodderomyces theae, 3213 nucleotides. It is a transcript of the gene SSN6, whose product is annotated as transcription regulator. Bases 1 to 3213 code for a protein of 1070 amino acids. NCBI's taxonomy places the organism in Eukaryota, Fungi, Ascomycota, Pichiomycetes, Serinales, Debaryomycetaceae. Gene Ontology annotation, molecular function: chromatin DNA binding; RNA polymerase II cis-regulatory region sequence-specific DNA binding; protein binding. The record is from RefSeq and is a predicted model, not a curated record. The transcript has a single exon. Gene Ontology annotation, biological process: regulation of gene expression.
AUGUACAAUCCUGCCCACUCAAUUGUUGUUGGCAACAAGCAGCCCCCACCAUCCACUUUGAAUGGGGGUAUUCAUCCACCAAACCCAGGUGCUCCGCUUCCAACGCAACCUACACCUCAACAACAACAACAACAACAACAGCAGCAGCAAUAUCAACAGCAGCAGCAGCAACAAGCUUCUCACGCUACCGGGCCAGGAAUGAUCGUUGCAGCAGCCCAGGCACAAGCUCAAGCUCAAGCUCAAGCACAAGCACAAGCUCUGGCCCAACAAGCACAAGCACAAGCACAGGCUCAGGGUAACCCCGUCGCAAACGCUUUGAGUGACAGCACGGCCUCCACCUGGCUAGCAAUUGGGUCCUUAGCUGAAAGUUUAGGAGAUUUCGACCGUGCUAUGUCUGCUUACGACUCGGCUUUGAGACAUUCGCCAAAUAACCCUGAAAUUUUAACUAAACUAGCCAAUGUUUACCGUUCAAAGGAUGUGUUUUUCAAAGCUGCAGAGUUGUAUGAACAGGCACUCAAUUUCAACCCAGAAAAUGGUGAAACUUGGGGUUUGUUAGGACAUUGCUACUUGAUGUUGGACGAUUUACAAAGAGCCUAUGCUGCUUAUCAACGUGCAUUGUAUUAUUUGGAAAAUCCCAAUGUACCGAAAUUGUGGCAUGGAAUCGGUAUUCUUUAUGACCGAUAUGGUUCUUUGGAAUACGCUGAAGAAGCAUUUGUUCGCGUGUUGGAAUUGGAUCCCAAUUUCGAAAAAGCCACCGAAAUUUAUUUCCGUUUGGGUAUUAUAUAUAAACACCAAGGCAAAUUGCAACCUGCAUUGGAAUGCUUCCAAUACAUUUUGAAUAACCCUCCACCACCAUUGACUCAGCCUGACGUUUGGUUCCAAAUUGGAUCGGUUUUGGAACAACAAAAGGACUGGAAUGGAGCUAAGGAAGCUUACGAAAAGGUACUACAAGUGAAUCCUCAACAUGCAAAAGUAUUGCAACAGUUGGGAUGCCUUUAUUCUCAAGCUGAACUGAACCCACCAACCCCAGGUCAAUCUAAUGGCUCCCAUCCAGCUCGACACGAGCCAUUCCAACAAGAUUUGAAUAUUGCAUUAAAAUACUUGACGCAAUCUUUAGAGAUUGAUUCUACUGAUGCCCACUCUUGGUAUUACUUGGGAAGAGUUCACAUGAUUAGAGGAGAUUUCAACGCAGCUUAUGAAGCUUUCCAACAAGCUGUUAAUCGUGACUCUAGAAACCCAACUUUUUGGUGCUCUAUUGGUGUAUUGUACUACCAAAUCAGUCAAUACCGCGAUGCUUUGGAUGCUUAUACCAGAGCAAUCAGAUUAAACCCCUACAUCAGCGAAGUUUGGUACGAUUUGGGAACCUUGUAUGAAACUUGCAACAACCAAAUUAGCGAUGCAUUAGACGCUUAUAGGCAAGCAGAAAGAUUGGAUCCAGGAAACCCUCAUAUAAAGGCAAGAUUGGAUCAAUUGAUCAAAUAUCAACAAGAAGGAAACACUCAUGCUCCUCAACCACCACCAUCUAUUCAACAACCAAGAUUACCGCAAGGAAUGGUUUUGGAAAGUAAUCAGCAACCAGGACAACAAGGGCUGCCCGUGCAACAAACCGGUGGCCAACAAUUGCAAGCUGGUCAAACGCCGGGACAACCUUUUGGACAGUUACCACCACAGCAACAGCAACAACAACAACAGCAGCCACCACCACCACCACAACAACAACAACAACAACAGCAACUGCAACUGCAGCAGCAGCAGCAACUGCAAUUUGCUUCGGCUCUGGCAAACAAUCAAGGUCCUCUCCAAUUGAGUGCAGCGACUCAGCCAGGAUCACUGUUGCCUGCGCCUCCACCACCACCACCGCAGCAACAGCAACAACUGUUGCCUCAGUACCAGCAAGUUCAACCAGGAAUUGCAGCUGGUCUUGCUCAAUACCAAAGCUCAAACACGAACCAACCACUGCAGCAACCAGUACAAGUACACCAGCCUCAGCAACAAAUUCCAGUACCCGCAUCACAAGCUCCUAAUCAGUAUAGUCAACAGCCCCCUCACCAGCCUCAACCUUCAAUGCAAGUGAAUCAUCCCGACACAUCACAGGCCAGUCCAGCUUUGCCGGCGUUGAAUAAUUCGAAUCCAUCAAGUGUUGCAAACAUUGAUACAAAGCCAACAUUGGAAUCGAAAAGUACCGAAGUGAAAGGAGGAAAUGCCGAAGAGUUGAAUAAACAACUGGAACAUGAUAAACCUCCGCAAGCUGUGAAAGCUGAAGCUUUUGGAAAUACACAAGUACAGCAAGAGACGCCAGUUCCAACCCCUCGUCCUGAGGAGCCAACUGUACCAGCACCAGCACCAGCACCAGCACCAGCACCAGCUGUUGCAAAGCUAGAAAAUGUGGAGUCUGCAAAGGAAAAGGAGUCUGCCCAGCAAGGACAACAGACGGAGACAAAGUCAGAGCCACAAGCAGAGCAGGCUCAACCCUCUGCUCCUUCCUCGAACCUGCAAUUGCCACUAGCUGGCCCUUCUUCAGAUGGUUAUGAGACUUUUCCAAAUAAUGGGAAGCGUGACUUGGAUGAUAAAGAAGACUCAGAAAGGAUUUUGAAAAAGAAGGAUGUGGAGGAUAAGAAUGCAAUUGCGACAGCCGCUACUUCUGAACAUGAACUUCAAAGUGAAAAGGAGGAGCCACCAAAACCAAUUCAACAGGAAGUGAAGAUUUCCUCCAAUUCCGGUGUUGAAGCUACCAAAGCAUCGGCUGAACAACCCAACCCAGGAACCCCAUCUUCAGCUGAAGUGCCACCAGUUCCAGCAGAAGCUCCCGCGGAAGUUCAAUCGGUGCCCCGUUUUUCAAGUAACGUGACUGGCAAAAAGGCGGAGGAAGAUGAGAGCAACUCCAAUGAACCAGAUGAUGUUGUCUCUGGUGCAAUUCCUGCAGGAAAUAAAGACAAGAAAGAUCGUGGUGGUGAUGGUGAACCUGUUGUACAGGACCAUCAUCAUGCUGGUGAGACUUCAGCAAGAGAAGAGAAGCAUGAAGAAGAGCGCAAGAAAUCGGAAGACAAUCAAGACGAUGCGAAGGCAAAUCAUGAAAAGAAGGAUACUGAGCAAGUCGAAGAAAGCAAACCUGAAGAUGGUGAUGACAAUGCAAAACAGGAUGCAAAGCAGGAGGAAAAUGCAGAGCCGCCAAUGAGACAAGUUGAAGAAGACGAGAAUUACGACGAUGAGUAA